Messenger RNA from Pangasianodon hypophthalmus (striped catfish), 2958 nucleotides. RefSeq names its product transmembrane channel-like 6b (gene tmc6b). The transcript has 21 exons. Gene Ontology annotation, molecular function: mechanosensitive monoatomic ion channel activity. The record is from RefSeq and is a predicted model, not a curated record. The coding region runs from base 215 to 2632 and encodes 805 amino acids. Lineage: Eukaryota; Metazoa; Chordata; Actinopteri; Siluriformes; Pangasiidae. Gene Ontology annotation, cellular component: plasma membrane.
GAAAAGGAAGCUGUCUGCCGCCCUACGUAUACAGAAAUACACACAGUUGCGGUUCGGUUGUUGAGAAGGUCAGAUUUUCAGCAGCGGUGACCGGUGACUCGGAGCUGAUGCAGAAGAAUGACAGGAGGUAGGAGCAAGUGCAAAGCGUUUAGCUUGUGCGUGUCAGUGAACUUUGAGUGACUGGUUGAGGCAGGACCCUCGGACUACAGUGGAGAUGGCAGCUCGUAGCGUGAACUUCGACAUAGAUGCCCACGUAAUGGAGGCAGGGCUGGAAAGUCCUGCGGAUGAGGAUGUGGUUCAUGACUCUUUCAAUCAGCUUAUUGAGGAACAGAGUCAAGAUCUAAACAGCCAUGCAGAGGCGAUAGAGAUGUACCCUCUAACGGAAGAGACCGGAGAUGAUGUUUCAUCCUUUGCUGUUGAUGAGUAUGGUGGGAUGACUGAACCCUUGAUGGAUGAACGCUGGUCUUCAGCCACUCUCAGAGUUCUGUCCUCAAUGCCCAGUCGCACCAUUGGACGCAGUCGAGGGGCAAUCCUCUCUCAAUAUUAUACCCGCACUAUGCAGAUGUGCAGACACAGACAGAGCCGACCCUCCAUCCGCUCUUUCUCCCGGUCUGCCCGGCCCAGCAUCUGUGGCCAUCGUGUUGACAACAAUGCUGAGAACUUUGACCGGGAGGAGAAUAAGAGGGAGCGGCUGGUGAAUAACUUGCAGAACCUGUCUGUGGGUGAUCGAGUGCGUAUGCUGAAAGCUAUUCCAUUGAGCUUGACAGAGAAGAGUGAACUCAGACGUUUGGCCUUGAAUAAAACUGGCCGCUCUAUCUACCUCGACCAAGUCCCCUGCUGCAGCCACCUCAAAGACCGUAUUUUCAUUGCUCUGAGACAAAGCUGGUACAGCUGGCUGUCCUUCCUCUCCUCACUGCAGUUAUGGCAGACGGCUCUGAAGACAGUGAGUGGCCGCUUCGGGACAGGUGUCCUCUCCUACUUUGUCUUCCUCAGGAAGCUGUUCUUCUUUAACGUUUUCCUAUUCAUGGUGAUGGGGCUCUUCCUGGUGGUGCCCCAAGCCGUGCAGCCUCCGGUGCUAACCUCAGUCACAUCUGUACAAUACGGCCUCGAGGUGCUCACCGGGACGGGUUAUUUUAAGGACUCCUUGAUGUAUUACGGCUACUACAGUAAUUAUACUUUCAUGAACUGCAGCCAUGUUGAAAAUCAGGGUUCCUGUGGCACUCAUCUAUCCUAUAACAUGCCUCUGGCCUAUUUCUUCACCAUUGGAAUGGCAUUCUUCAUCACCUGCAUCAUCCUCGUGUACAGUAUGUCCAAGUCUUUUGGACAGAGUUUCCGGAUUGACCGGUCCAAAGGUCUGCUUGCCAUAAAAGUCUUCAGUUCUUGGGAUUUUAAAGUCAGCAAGAAAUCCUCUGUUAGACUGCAAUCUGAAAACAUCACCACUCAGCUCAGAGAGUUGGUGGCAGAGGUGAACCGUAACAAGGUGAAGUCUUCGUUCUGGCAGCGUAUGUCAGUUCUGUCCAUCCAGUUGCUGGCUUGGAUAAUAUGCAUUGGGAGCACUGUAGUGUGUUCCCUUGGCGUGUACUACUUCUCAAAGGAUGUGCACAAGAUAUACGCAAACAAUACCAAUAACGACCUGCGGAAGGAAACUAGCAUGCUGGCGCUCCCUGUGAUUGUGUCUACCAUUAACCUGCUCCUUCCCGGCUUCUUCAAUGUUGUGGCCUGGAUGGAAGAUUACGAGUCGCCAUGCACACGCAACUACGUUGCCGUUUUCAGGAAUUUAAUGCUGAAAGUGAGUGUGCUUGGAGUCUUGUGUCAUCAUUGGCUAGGUCAAGUGGCAUCUGACCAAAAGCAGUCACAGUGCUGGGAGAGUUUUGUGGGGCAGGAACUAUAUAGAUUCCUGCUAAUGGACUUCAUCUUCACAAUGCUCGAUACCUUCUUUGGAGAGUUUCUGUGGAGAUUGUUUUCGCAGAAGGUUCUGAAGAAAGAAAGAAAGCCGGUGUUUGAUAUUGCCCGGAAUGUUCUCGAGCUCAUAUACGGACAGACAUUAGCUUGGUUGGGAGUGUUGUUUGCGCCCCUCCUGCCUGCAGUGCAGGUUAUCAAGCUGUUCCUGCUUUUCUACAUGAAAAAGACGAGUCUGAUGAUGAACUGUCAAGCUCCCAGAAAGCCAUGGAGGGCGAGUCAGAUGACCACCUUCUUCAUCACCCUCCUCUGCUUCCCCUCCUUCCUGGGCGCAUCGGUGUGCGUCACCUAUACCAUGUGGACGAUAACACCAUCAAAGAGCUGUGGGCCGUUCCGUGGCCUCAACACCAUGUUUCAGGCAGGUAAAAAGUGGGUGGAGAAGCUGGCCCAUGAUAACCCCCAUCUGACCUGGCUCACCUGGGUUCAUACAUAUCUGGUGGAGAAUCCUUUCUUCCUGUUUCUCGCUGCUGGAAUCUUCCUAAUAAUAAUCUACUUCCACAGCCAAGUGGUGGAUGGACAGAGGAAGAUUAUUGAGCUGCUACAGGAACAGAUUGAAAAUGAGGGGGAAGACAAGAAGUUUCUCAUCACUAGAUUACAAGACAUCCACGAGCGGAAACGUCCAAAUUCCCAGCGUCGCAGCAGGGCAACCAGAGAGGAGUCCAGUUUCACAUGACUUCUCCAAGUUGUCUGCAUCUCGGUGUGAAAAGUGUAGAGUUGCAAGUGGAGCCCUCUGCUGUCCUGGAGCUGUAUUACGGGCUAAUGGAAGUAACACUGCAAGUUCUCCACAGGCAUUCCUACAGCUUGGUGUGUAGGGGAUCAUACCAAUUGAUGCACUUAAGCUUUUACUGGACUGCACAGAAGCAUUUUAAUGCUCCUUAAAGGAAUUUUUUUUAAUAUUUUCAAUUUCAAGCCGUUUCAUCUUGCAGAAACUUGCACAUUUCUAGAAAUGUUUUCUAGUAUAUUUCUAGUAAAACUUUUUACUUUCAAAAAAAAAAAAAA